Molecule: messenger RNA, 2163 nt
Organism: Panicum virgatum (switchgrass)
Lineage: Eukaryota; Viridiplantae; Streptophyta; Magnoliopsida; Poales; Poaceae
Product: polyadenylate-binding protein-interacting protein 7-like
Exons: 6
Coding region: 354-1949 (531 amino acids)
Source: RefSeq, a predicted model, not a curated record
GCCCCCGCCUCCAUCCACAGCGGCCACGCCCGCUCCCCCCUCCCCUCCCCUCUCCCUAGUCCCUCCUCGUCCCCGGACGCGGCGUGCCCGUCCGUCAGCCACCGACUCCCUCCCCCACCGCCCCGAUCCGGAGCCGAGUCGCCCUUGCUCAGGAGGCAGAGAGCCCCGAACCGCGGCGGGAGGGAGGGCGGCCUUCCUCUUAGCUUCCACCCCGCCGGAGGCCAGCCGCCCCAUGGGCCGGUCGCCCGCGCGCGCUACGUACCAGCUCAUCGACCGCCGGAAAGGGCUUGGGUAACUCUUUGUUGAAAGAACCUCUCUUGUACAUGUAACAUUGCAUGUAAUUUCUGUUAAAGAUGAGUUCUCUGAAUAAAGUUGUUUCAAAUAGUGGGGAUGUGUGUUCGGUGUUACCUAGUAAAGCAACAUCAUUAAAUCCCAAUGCAGCAGAAUUCGUACCUUCGUUUAUUAAACCAUCUGUUGGAAAUAGCACAGCUCCAGAUGUAGCUAAGUCAGAUUUUAGGGGGUCUUCUGGAAAAACAAUCCUAGAUAGGUCCGAGUCUUCAAAGUCUAAUAACUCGGAUGAUGAGGCGCACCAGUUUUGGCGCAAGCAGCUUCCAGAUGACAUUAUUCCAGACUUCUCUGCAUUUGAGAAAAUUGAACUAGGGCCUGAAGAAUUGUCUCUUGCUGGAUUAUCCUUGAAUGCGCCGCCCUUUUAUGGGACAACUUCCAGCCGUUUCUCAAGAGAACAUCAAGAAUUAUCUUCUCCAGCUACCAAGGGCCUGGAACUGGAACAUACUAAUCUACUGUACGAAGAUAAUUAUUUGGGUUCAAGCAACUGGGAACAAAAUUAUAUUGGUGAUCUUCAUAUUGCUAAUGGGAACCAGGACCUUCAUUAUGAGUCUGAAAGCGCUGCAGGCUUUUCUGACAGUUUUGCUAGUGAGUAUGCUGCCGCAGUUGAUGGUGUUGUUGACCCCCUUGAGUACUUGGCAUCUCAGUUCACUGGAUUUUCAGCAGAGAGCCUUGCAGAGCUAUACUAUGCAAAUGGAUGCGACUUCAACCAUACCAUUGAAAUUCUCACCCAGCUAGAGAUGCAAGUUGAUCCUACACCCAAUCACGCAAUGAAUUUGACCCCCAGAGCACCAAACUUUAGCAUGGGGGAUUUUCCUGCUCUGCCAACUGCUGAAGACCAGAAUGGUUUCAGUAAGGGGAAUGUGGAUGUCCUUGGCAUCUUCAAUGGGCGUGGUUCAUCCACCAUAUCAGGUGGAGCUGGUGAUUUUGUUUCAGCUGUCCGCAAACUUGCAUCCCAAAAUUCAGGCCACUGGAAGUUUAAGAAAGGUCCUGAAUAUGGAAAUGGUGUUUCGUCUCAUUCUGUACCGAAACAGUACGGUACUAGCACCAAACAAUCAUCUGGGAACAAAUUUCAAAGUGUCAGCGGUGCAAGAGUUGCUCCAUGGCUCGAGACUGGUGAUGCUGUGGCAAAUAUGUACUCCGAAUCAAGGGGGGAAGCUCGGGAUUUUGCUAGGGUCAGAAAUGCUUGCUUUGAGCAGGCUAGACAGGCUUACUUAGUUGGCAACAAAGCUCUGGCCAAGGAACUGAGCAUGAAGGGUCAGGCGUACAAUGCACAAAUGAAAGCAGCUCAUGAGAAAGCCAGAGAAGCUAUUUAUCGACAAAGGAAUCCUGUUUCGCAACGGGGAGGUGAUGGUCUGAUUGAUUUACAUGGACUGCAUGUGAGUGAAGCAAUCCACAUCCUAAAGGUUGAGCUUGCUGCCAUGAAGAACGCAGCAAGGGCUGCAGGGGAGAGGAUGCAGGUCAUGGUAUGUGUCGGGACAGGCCACCACACCAAGGGCUCGCGCACCGCAAGGUUGCCCAUCGCCGUGGAACAGUUCCUCCUGGACGAAGGCCUCCACUACACGCAGCCUCAACCAGGUCUUCUCCGCGUCAUGGUGUACUAACAUCUCUUAGGUAAGACACCACGGAGGAAAAAAAGGACCGCCCAAAAAAUCAAGAAAAGAGAUGUACGGAAAACACAAAAAAAAGCGUCGUUGGAGCACGCACUGUAAUUUCCUUGUAGCUGUAUAUUAAAAGAGGCAGCAGGAGAAUAGCCUGACAACAGAAUACAGUGUAAAAUUAUACAUAGCUUCAUUCAAUUCACAUUCCAUUCCCAUC